AACGUUUGACUUUGAAUUUUGAAAUAUUAUAGUUGUUUACUUCAGAUUCGAACGUGAACAAAGUUUAGUAUUUUGAUUUAUAAAAAGUUUCUAUUCAUUCAAAUCAAGAUGAUUAAAACCAAACCGUGGACUGGUGGUACUGACGAAGAAUAUGAGACACAACAUUUCGGUUUUGGGGCUCAACGCCUUAAAAUAGCUGUGAGACAAAUGGUUGAACAGAAAAUUACUAACGGCGUCAAAGACAUGGAAUCUUAUUUGCAAGAAUCACUGGAUCUUAAUGAAACGGAUAAAUCUACGUUAACAAGGUCAUGUGAUAAGUUGAUUCAUUUGUAUUGUGAGCGUGCGGGACCGUCUUUGGAAGUUAUUGAUGAUGAAAUAGAACGUAUGUUGAAAAUUCCACAAAAUGUUUUGUUGCCUGAUGACGAAGUGCAGGUAGAGCAAACCUCGGAUUCGGAUUUUGAAAAGUUGAAGGAGGAGGUUGCAUCAUUGAGACGGAGAGUCGAAAGAGGCGCAUUGAUGGAGGCUUUAUUAUCUGCUGAAGAAGAGGAGCUUGCUACUCUGGAAAAAGUGUGUGAAACUGCAAAGAAAGACAUGGAGGCUGUCGACCUGCUUUGUAAGAGUGCUGACAAUAGUGAGAGCUUGAAAGCAGUUCAGAGUGAAACACAGUUUUUGUGCGCAAGUGCAUCAUUUUUAAAGAAACAAAAUGAUUUAUUUGAUUAGUGAUUCAAAGUGCUAAGUCUUUUGUGAUACUGGAUACAUUUAAUUAAGUAUCUUAUCAUAUUAGAGCUUAGGAUUUGUAACUUAAGAUCUUUGAACGAACUUGAUGGGACUUAAUCAGUAAGACUUUAAUUCUCGAGUGUAGUCCAAUCUGUUGAUUAUGCAAGCAAGAGCAAGACUACAAAAGUACAGAAUGAGAUACUUUCUUUAACAAAAAGUAGGGUGUAUCUAUGUGUCUCGGUGUCAGUACUAUAGAUUGCUAUUAUAUUGGGUAUUAAACCUCUGUCUAUGCGAAUGGAGAUCUAAGUAUGUUUUUUAUUGUGUCUCGUCUUAUAUUGUGGCAGGUGAGAAGUUAAGAAUGACUAUCAAAUGGAAUGUUAGACUAUGUUAUCUUGACCUAUAAUUAUAAUGAAAUAAAACAUCACAAACAGUCA
Molecule: messenger RNA, 1151 nt
Organism: Spodoptera litura
Lineage: Eukaryota; Metazoa; Arthropoda; Insecta; Lepidoptera; Noctuidae
Biological process (GO): kinetochore assembly; mitotic cell cycle; mitotic sister chromatid segregation
Cellular component (GO): nucleus; chromosome, centromeric region; MIS12/MIND type complex
Source: RefSeq, a predicted model, not a curated record